CGCGCCUGUCCCCGCUCCGGGACCGCCGGCACAGCGUGAACAACCACCCGGGCGAGGGUGAAACAGCCCCCGAGCGCACAGCGAACCAGCAGCCGGGCCAGGAGUGAACCCGCUACCGGGCGCGCCCCCCGCCCUCCUUCCCUCCUCCCUUCCUCCCUCCCUCCCCUCUUCCUUCCCCUCCCUCCCCGUCCCUUCCUCUCUCCGCCUGGUGCCGCCACCGCCGAGGAGGAGGAACAUGGCGAAAGCGGAGCAGGUCCUGAGCCUCGAACCGCAGCACGAGCUCAAAUUCAAAGGUCCUUUCACAGAUGUGGUCACCACAAACCUGAAGCUCGGCAACCCCACGGACAAAAAUGUGUGCUUCAAAGUUAAGACCACAGCACCACGUAGAUACUGUGUAAGGCCCAACAGUGGAAUUAUCGAUGCAGGGACAUCAAUUAAUGUUUCUGUGAUGCUACAGCCUUUUGACUAUGACCCUAAUGAGAAAAGUAAACACAAGUUUAUGGUUCAGUCUAUGUUUGCUCCAAAUGAUACUUCAGAUAUGGAAGCAGUAUGGAAAGAAGCAAAACCGGAAGAACUCAUGGAUUCGAAACUUAGGUGUGUGUUUGAGCUACCAGCAGAAAAUGAUAAGCCUCAUGACAUAGAAAUAAAUAAAAUUGUAUCCACAACUGCAACAAAGACAGAUUCCUCUGUAAUGUCUAAAUCACUAAGUUCUUCUUUGGAUGACACUGAAGUUAAGAAAGUAAUGGAAGACUAUAAGAGGCUUCAAGUAGAAGUUCAGAGGUUACGGGAGGAGAAUAAACAGUUUAAGGAAGAAGAUGGACUGCGGAUGAGGAAGGUACCCCAGACAAACAGCCCAAUAUCUCCUUCUGCAGCUGCUGUCAAGGACGAAGGGCUCAGCUCCAGACUACUUGCUUUGGUGGUUUUGUUCUUUGUCUUUGGUGUAAUUAUAGGAAAAAUAGCCUUGUAGAGGCAGCAUGCUGGAAAUUGUAAAUUGGUUUGAUGGUUCUGCCAUAUCAUUGGAUUAAAUUUAUUCAUAACAAUGUUUAAAAAAAAAAAUUAAUGUAUGACAUCUCACAGGUCUUGCCUUUAAAUUACCCCUGCACAAAUACUAUGUAACAUAAUCUAGAAAGUUCAAAAUGUACAGUGAGGAAAUGAAUGAAAGAGAAUAUGCUUCAGUGAUGAAGGGGGGAGAAAAUCCUGAUUUAACACUACAAUGGAAUAUUGUAUAUGUCAUUUUAAACAUUCUUAGACCCUGGUACAUGUUGCUGGAUUACCUCUUUUUUAAAAAAAAAAGAAAAAAAAAAGGAAAACUAGAAAAAACCUCUUCCUCCACUGCUGGAGCUGGCCCUAGGGAUGUUUGGAGCUGGGUUAGGCAGGAGGUGUUGAUAACUUCUGUAAAAUACGUUAAUCCACCAUUCUGCUCAUGAAUUUAACAGUUUCUGUCGGUGUCUUCAAUCUGUGCAAGUUACCAAUUUCUUGGCACUUAUCUGAGUAGUGAGAAGCUGCAAAGGCAGCACUGAGGGAGCUGGGCAGCACCGAGGGGCUCGUUCAGAAUAAAGCUCAACGCCUUGUUCUCACCAAGGGACCAAGCUGCAUUGCUGUUGGUUCAUUUAGUUGAAUUAAAAUUGUUCUUCAGAGAUGUUUAAUGCAUAUUUGACUUAUUUAAUGUAUUUCAUCUCAUGUUUCCUUAUUGUCAUUGAAUUUGACUAAGAUUUUGUGGUAUGAAAAAGGCGCCUGUUCAAAGCCAGUGAUGAGAACUAAAAAUUUGCUGCUGUAGUGGUGCAAGGUUCUUCUGCCUCCUGAUGUUUGGGGCACUACACAACUGAUGGGAGUUUUGAUCAUCUGAGCAUUGGGGGAAACAGUGGUCAGGAAACUGUUUUUGUAUGUAAAUAAGUCUAUCUAGGGGAGAAACAAAAAUAUUAGUAGUAAAUUAGUCCUAUGCCGUAAAAAGACCAAUCUUGUUUGACUAUGUAGCAUCUUAAAAAAAAAAAAGAAAAAAAAAAAAGAAAAGAAAAAUGAAAUAAAGCCCCCAAAUUAAUGUUUCCUUUGUUACUUUUGUCCUGUUCUCACAGUUUUAGUGGUGGGGAGGAAACAGCGUUUUCUUGUCAGCUUUGUUCAUGGCAUAAGGAAAGUUGCGGUCGUAUUUCAGGGUGAAUUUCUUUUUUUUCAGACUGAUUUUAAAGUCAAACCAAACCACUCCAUUGUGAGCCUGCCACACAAAAGUUGUUCAGAGUAACCACGCUGAGGUACAAGGUAACAUCCCACUUCCCAGGUUAGUUGGGUUCAGUUCAGACACCUGACAGCACCUUUAGAGUAAGGUGAUUUUGUUUCUAAACUUCCUUUUACCACAAGGUGUAUAAACUGUGUUUUACCACAAUGGAUUCAGUAGAUGAAACAGUUCUUGAGCUGGUAAAUUCACAUUAUUCUUAAAUGGUAGACCCAAAAACAUUGAGUGAUGAAAUUUUUUGAAGCAUUAAAAGAUGAAGCUGAGUCUUUAAAAAAUGGCUUCAGUCAUCCCUUCCCUGUUCCUGGGUUCUGUGAGAAAGCUCUGGGGGCUGCAGCCUGUCUGCUGCACUCUGCACCUUUGGUUGUCCCACUGUGUCUCAAGGGCUUCCUCCUCUGCAAGUGCAAAUAAGUGAAAUUUUACCUGAGACUUAAUAAGAAAAUAGGUGGAAAACCCCCCUGUAACUGCUGUGUUCAGCUCAUGGACAGGAGUCUGGAGUAUUUCCAGGAGGUUCAACAGAAAGGAGAGGAGUAUUUUUAGCAUUUUGAAGUGCUGGUGCCUUGUCUGCUCAGAGGGAAGGGACAGAGCCACUGCAGCCUGGCUGCAGAGGGCAGGGCAGGUGGGAGAGGAGAUGGAGAGGGCAAAGCAGGGAGUCUGUGGGACAAAUUGGGCAGAAUUAUCUAGAAAAGAGACUGCCUGGGCAGUAGAAGCUGAAGAAAACUUUCUAAUGAAGCAUUCUUUUCAGAAAGACAAGGUUGUGAGUGAUACUGCAAAAUUAAUUUUCAUGGCUUUGAAGACUAUAUUUGAGAAAACCUUUGCUGAAGGGAGACUGAGAUAUGAAGUAGGGCUUUUUUUAGGGGCUGUAAAUAUCUUGUUCUCUUAUCAGAAUUUCUGAUUCACUUUGAAAAAAACAAGUUUUUUUGAGAGUCCUUUGUUCUGCUUAAAAACAGCCUAAAAGAGGUUAGUUAAAAAAACAAAUCGCUGUCUUUGCAGGAUAGAGGGGAAGGAUUGAAGGUUUAAACUGGUCUCCUGUGAGGAUAUCUGUAGUAAAGUUCCAGGCAGGUUUUACACCCAGUGUAAGCUACCACAGCUGCCUUUGCUGGCCCAGGCCCUUCCCCAGAGCUCAGCAGCCACUUCUGGGUGAUCUGUGCCAGCCUGGAACUGUCGAUGGUUCAUGGGCAAAGUUGUUCUGCUGUUUGCACUCCAGGAUCAUAAAGAGGACCCAGAAAAUCCUCUCAUGCUUUUCCAGAUUCCCUUCAAACACUGAUCAAGGAGACCAGGAGAGGAUUGCAGUGUUGGUGACAGCUGUAGCCUGCAGCUGGGCUGACCCACACCAUCAGUCCUAAACAAGACUCUUAAAUUAACUGCUUGUAUUCUGGAAUUUAACAAAAUUCUGAGGUUUUCACUCACCAUUUUUGACAAGAGCCCAAACACAGUAGCCCUGAAUUGUCUGGGUAAUGCUUUGCCUUGCUGAGCUUGAAAUAAAGUGACUGAUCAGGGGAAUUCUCACUCCCUGUUUGACCAAACCCUUCUUUCAUAGGCAGUAGAGAGAAAUCUUAAGGAUUUUUUUUCUUCCAAGGUUCCUGAAAGGCCAGUUUGUAGAUAGAGUGCAAAUAGAGAUUGGAUGGAUAUUCUUAAGCCACCUGGCUCUUUUUGUAAGUUGUUCCUUUCAUGGCAACACAAGACCAAAUGUUCUCAUGAAGUAUUCACAAAAAGUGAAUUAUUCUGAAGGACAUUGUACAUCUUAGGAAGUUGUGCACAAAAUGUAGAGUUUCUAAAUAAGAUUAUUGUCUGGGGUUCUCACACAACAUCAGAUAUUAGAAACCUGUGAUUGAUUCAUGGUAGUAGAAAUCAAGUUAUUACUAAUCUAAUUAUUGUCCUUGCUGUUACUUUAAGAUGACCACUUGCACAUUUAUUGUUGAUUUCUGUAACACCCAGUAGAGGAUGCUUGGCGCACUCUUCGGGCGAAUUUGGGAUAAACAGAAACCUGCAAUGUCUUGAAGCCUAGAGCUGGGAAACGAAUGGAAAAUGGUUUCUUCUAUUUUUAUGUAGUUCUCCACAUCUUAAAGCAAAUCCUGCGUGCAUGAAUGAUCAAAACUUUUGCAUUGGCAGCUGGGAAUGCACAGCUGGAACAGCUGCACGUGCAGCCAGGACCAGCUCAGGUCCUGGGGGCUGAACAGCAAGAUCAUGUCAUGUUGUUAUGUUGAGGGGAUUGAUGUACCACAAUGUCAUUUUCUAAAAAUACAGGAUUGUAAAGCUCGAUGGUGGUGUUACUUUUUCCUCCUGAAAUGCUGUUAGUGGGAUAAAGUUGGAACUUCACUUUGCAAUUCACUAAAAUUUCUUUUCAUCAAUAAACUAUGAAGGGUUUGUAUCUGC
This is a messenger RNA of Prinia subflava (tawny-flanked prinia), 4600 nucleotides long. RefSeq names its product VAMP associated protein B and C (gene VAPB). Gene Ontology annotation, cellular component: endoplasmic reticulum membrane; plasma membrane. Gene Ontology annotation, biological process: endoplasmic reticulum membrane organization. Gene Ontology annotation, molecular function: FFAT motif binding. The record is from RefSeq and is a predicted model, not a curated record. Bases 236 to 967 code for a protein of 243 amino acids. The transcript is spliced from 6 exons. NCBI's taxonomy places the organism in Eukaryota, Metazoa, Chordata, Aves, Passeriformes, Cisticolidae.